AAUGCUGUCAGGCUCAUUAAGAGGGACCUCUCCGAGAUCCGGCUAUUCAGUUUAGCGCAGAGCAGAGCUCUAAACGGACAGAUUACUACCAGAUAGACUGCCGCGUUACAGUGAGCGAUUUUUAAAAAAUGAAUUCCAUUUCUCUUUGGGUCGAUUACGGACUAUAGAGCGACACUAUAGAAUUGCUGGUUAGUUGUGACGGAGUUUUUGGAGUUUACAUUUUAGUUAAUCGCUUGUUAAAAUUAUUUGAGAGUAUUUGUUUUGACGAAAAUACUGUUUACCGACGGCCUGGUGGAGAAAUCCGUUACCUGAGGAUAACAAAUCAAAGAAAUCUGCUUUAAACGAAUACUUUUACCAGGGAUUCCCCGUCUCCGAAUGAAGGGAUUUGUGCGCAUUUUCGGUUGCAGUCUUUCUAGAAAAUUGGUUGACUCAUCAUCGCAUUGAGUGCCUUCGCCUGGUUUUUGUUUUGAGCUCUCCCAGAAAUGGUGGGACACCUACAUUUACAAGCUAUGGAUGACAGUCUGAAAGGAAAGAAUCGGGAGGGACUGCUUGACAGUCCGGAUUCGGGACUCCCUCCGAGUCCAAGUCCGCCCUUCUAUUCGCUGUCUCCAGGUCUGCUCGAGUCGCGCUCCGGGAGUUGUUCAACGCCAGUCGAGAACCAUGGAUACUAUAAAAAGGAGAGCAAAGGCAAACUGCUGCCGUACCUUCUCCUGAACUCAACGGGGACGGACCCGAGGACACGCAUGUACCCUGUGUUCUUUGGGGAGAGCAUCGAGGUCAACCCCAAACCUGAAACAGAGAUCAAGUGUAACUCUGAAGUGAAGUACGACUCAGACAGGCACUACCGGGACCAGGUGUACUGCGCUCCCGUUCCCACGGUGACUUCCUACAGCGAGAUGGUGGUGGCCGUGCAGAACUGCACCUGGCGGCGCUACAAGUCCCAGGUGUACCUAGAGCCACGUCAGAGGCCCCUGCACUACCAAAGCACCACCAUUGUGUACCCCAAACAUGCCAAGAACACUUACCGCACCACGCUCAACUACAACGCUACGGGUUCCCAGCGGUGGUUUGUCUCCACCGUCCAGCUGAAGUCCAGUGAGGACAGCAGCCCCUGCAUCAUCUACGCUGAGGACCUCUAAACCUGAUCUCAGACCUGACCUGCCUGGCUAUUCCUACUGCUGUGGACUGGAUACACACAGAGGCUGACAGACAGUUGGACACACAGGAAGACUGAUAGACUGAAAUAGACUGACACACAGAGGGUGGUAAUAUUGCAUACUGUAUAAGGAAUAUUGUAGGGGAGUACAUCGAAUCACAAAGGCCUUUAAUGAGUUGUCCUUCAUGUUCAUUAGUCUUGUGGGGCAGAGCGCUGCCAGUCUGCAGCCUCUUCUCUCCAGGAACACCUCUGAUAGUUGAGCAUGACUCUGGGGGUUGAUGGUACCAUGUUACACACCUUAUUUGACUGUAAAGAUUAGUUAUAGAAAUGGACAUAUUCA
Salvelinus sp. IW2-2015 is the source of this 1496-nucleotide messenger RNA. RefSeq names its product refilin-A-like. Gene Ontology annotation, biological process: actin filament bundle organization; skeletal system morphogenesis; negative regulation of bone mineralization involved in bone maturation. Lineage: Eukaryota; Metazoa; Chordata; Actinopteri; Salmoniformes; Salmonidae. Gene Ontology annotation, cellular component: actin filament bundle. Gene Ontology annotation, molecular function: filamin binding. The record is from RefSeq and is a predicted model, not a curated record.